This is a messenger RNA of Trametes versicolor FP-101664 SS1, 771 nucleotides long. RefSeq lists its product as uncharacterized. The coding region runs from base 1 to 771 and encodes 256 amino acids. The transcript has 7 exons. The record is from RefSeq and is a predicted model, not a curated record. Lineage: Eukaryota; Fungi; Basidiomycota; Agaricomycetes; Polyporales; Polyporaceae.
AUGUUACCCUCCCUCCGCUCCAUAUGCGCUCUGCUCGCGCUAGUUGCCCUUGCUGAUGCCCAUGGCUAUGUGCGAACCUUGGCGAUUGACGGCAAGUCAUAUAAAGGCAACCUACCCAGAGAGCAGCAGCCAGGCAUUCCUAUCUGGCAAAUUGCUACUACAAGCCCGGUCACGUCUACCACGGACCCGGACCUCGCGUGCGGUCUUGGUGCGCAGCCUGCCGCACUAACUGUCCCUGCAGGCCCCGGAAGCAACAUCUCCAUUAACUGGGCUUCGACCGAGCCGCCCCCAUCGUAUUGGUUCCAUAACGUUGGCCCGAUCAUGAUAUACAUCGCGUCAUGCGAGGGCACUCCUUGCGCUCAGUUCGACCGCUCAGCCGCGAAGUGGGCCAAGAUCGCCCAGGCAGGACAGAAAGCCCAGUUCAGCAAGGACUGGGUUCAAGGAGACCUCACGACAGGGCAGCCGUACUCUUUCUCGCUCCCGGACAAUAUCAAGUCGGGCGAGUAUCUCCUCCGGCCUGAGAUCAUAGCUCUGCAGGGCGCGAUGUCAGGGAACGCCGAGUUCUACGUCACCUGCAUCCAGCUCAACAUCACCGGCAAUGGGAACGGCGUCCCCAAUGCCACCGUCAGUCUCCCUGGCGCAUAUAAUCCGGAUGACGCGGGUAUCAACGUCGACGUGUACAGCACCUCGGACUUGGGCUAUGUAUUUCCGGGCGGGCCUAUCGCGGCGUUCGUGAGCGACGAUGGAGCCUUCACCUUCGUCAGCAUCUAA